Molecule: messenger RNA, 4765 nt
Organism: Drosophila subpulchrella
Lineage: Eukaryota; Metazoa; Arthropoda; Insecta; Diptera; Drosophilidae
Product: calmodulin
Exons: 5
Coding region: 277-726 (149 amino acids)
Molecular function (GO): calcium ion binding; enzyme regulator activity
Source: RefSeq, a predicted model, not a curated record
GCCGUCGCUGCUGCUGCUGCUUGAUAUCGGGGAAAAUAAAACCGUAUAUAUGGCAACGCAGCUAUUCCGAACACCCACAAAGUUUUGACUCGUCGACCGUUGCGGACGGAAAUUCAGACUAGGAUCUGUGUUAAUUAGUAAAAGAAAAAGUUAAGUUAACCGCGCGUUCCGUAAUUCCACUCACACACAUACCAACACCCAAGCAGCAGCAGCAGUAGCCGCAGCGGAUUAAAACUUCGUCACUCUAGCAACAAAAAAAAAAAAACACCUACAAAAAUGGCCGAUCAGCUGACAGAGGAACAGAUCGCUGAGUUCAAAGAGGCAUUCUCGCUAUUCGACAAAGACGGCGAUGGCACCAUCACAACAAAGGAGUUGGGCACAGUCAUGCGCUCCCUGGGCCAAAACCCCACAGAGGCCGAGCUGCAGGACAUGAUCAACGAGGUUGAUGCCGACGGCAACGGCACAAUUGACUUCCCAGAAUUCCUUACAAUGAUGGCACGCAAAAUGAAGGACACCGAUAGCGAAGAGGAGAUCCGGGAAGCCUUUAGAGUUUUCGACAAGGACGGCAACGGCUUCAUCUCGGCGGCCGAGUUGCGUCACGUGAUGACAAAUCUGGGCGAGAAACUCACAGACGAGGAGGUCGACGAGAUGAUCCGUGAGGCUGAUAUCGAUGGUGACGGUCAGGUCAAUUACGAAGAAUUCGUGACUAUGAUGACAUCGAAGUGAAGCGUUAAAUUAUUUCUUUUUAAGCCUUUCUAUUUUUUUAAGAUGUUGACGAAGACUGUAGCUGUGCGCAAUAACAUCGCGCCACGCUGUUGCUAUGGACCCCAGUAAAAGAUCUUAAAAGAAAAACAACAAACAACAACAAAGAGUUAAGCAAAAAACAACCAACAUAAUGAAGAAUAAGAAGCAAAAAACAUUUAAGAAACUUUAAAACAAAUGAAACUUACACUUAAAAAAAUGCAAAAGCAAAAGAAAAUUUAAACAAGCAAAAAAUGAAACAACAGAAUUCAGAAAGAAAGAAUUACAUUAAACUGAGAGAAAAGGUUAAACGAAAAAACAACAUAAUUUUAAUGCAACAACAAAAAAACAACAACCAAAACAGCAUACUUAAUGAAGUCACCGUUUAAAACCACAAACAACAACAACAACCAGCAGCAACAAACAAGAAUCGCAUGUUAUCGUUUUGAAUAACAAGAACAAGUCUAUCACUACACUUAAACAAAUUGAAGAGCAUAAAGAAGGGCGAGCAGAGGGAGAAGCAAGAAGCAGCAGGAUCCACCAGUAUUGCCGAUAGAUGGCGCCACCAAUGAUGGUCAGCGCGCCACCUGGCGACGUCGGCGCGCAGCGGCUGCAUUUUGUUUGAAAGUUUUCGAGUUAAAAAAUAAAUGAAAACCCGAAUCUGUAAGCUAGUAAAUUGUGUUUAAAGUAUAAAGAAAAAUUUGUCGAUUUCGUUGCGAGAAAGAAUAAAAAUAAAAGCUAAACAAACAACAAAUAAAAAUACAAAUAAAACAAAAACUGUUAAAGAAAUAUUUGAAAUUUUUGCAAACUGGCAAAGUUUAUAUAGACACACACUCUACACACACAAGCCCUCUCUCAUACACACACCACACCCACACAGAACACACACAUAAACACCCACUCCCACACACAGACAUGUCAGAAAAACAAGAAGUAAAAUAUAUUAUAAAUACAACAUAUAUAUAUUAUAAAUAAUGUAAAAUCAAACAACAACAAAUUCUUCUUAUUAAAUUAUAUUUAAAUUUAAAAUUAAUAAAUAUAAAGAAAAAAUAAAACAAAUAAAAAUUACAAAAAAACAAAAAACAAAACCAACUACAAAUACAUUUUCGAUAUAAAAUUAAAUUAAAAUCCAAAAAUGUGGCGCGCAGCAGAAGAUGAGGCAUAUUUUUGGGGGCUGUACGAGGACCAGUAGGACCGCAGUCCAAAAGGUCCUUGAUAGGCAGCUUUUUUGUCGGCACUAUUUGUAGCAAACUUAAGCGACACCAGACACGGCGAUCUGACUAUAUAUUAAUAUAUGUACGAGCAGAUUUAACAUUUAACAAUGCAAACGCCACAAAAAACACAACAGCAACAGAUUUCUCUAGUACUUAAGCGGCAGCAAAACCAGUAAACCGAAUAUUACUAUUACAAAUAUAAAUAUGAAGGAACUAUAUAUAUACAUACAUAUAAAUACCUAAUGUACUUAAAGCAAAAGGAAAACCAAAUCUAAAGUAAUAUAAUUUUAUUAUAAAGAAAUAUAAAAUUAAAUAUUUAUAUGAGAGACGAAGCGGAGGAAGAGCUGGACGAAGAAGCUAGGAGAAGAUUUCAUCAAACACACACAUAUAAAAGAAAAGGAAGAAAGGACGAAGUAUGGAGGAGCAGCAGCAACAUCGCAGGAGGCUCCCGCGAAGGAAGACGACUCUUAACAACAGGAGACGAUGUAGAACAGUUCAGCAUCAACAGUUCAGCAUCGGAACAGUUAUAUAUAUAACUAUAUAUAUUUAUAAAUAAAUUAUACAUAUGAAUUAAACUAGCUAAAUGCAAAGACAAUUGUCUUAAAUGUAAGCAAAUCAAGCGUGGAUACAAGCAAAGUUUAGGCAAAAGCUAAAGAUUGAGCUGGCUAAGCGUAACAUUAAUUAAUAUACGAACAUAAUGGUCUAAGUUGAAGUUAGUGCAACAACUGCAAUUCCUGGCACCACAGCAACCGCAAGCUUUAACCCAUCCGCUCUGUCUCCACAAACCAAACCACCCAACUACUAUCUAUCUAUCUGUCUAACUGUCUUUCCUCUAUAUGUCCACUGCUGCCUAGUUAACGUUAAUAACGAUAUAGAAAGUCGAAUGAAAGUCUGCGCGACCAAUGCUAACUAACUGAACCGUGCUCGGUUUUAAUUUAAUUUCAUAUCGAAAACCCUGUUUUUCCUUUUCUCAACUGUAACGAACUCGUAACGUCGUGAUGUCUUCUAACCGAUCUAUCCAUACACCAUCCAAUCCAAUCCCAUCCCACACCUCACCACGCCAUCUCUGAUCUUUCCCAUGCUAACUCUAACUCUUCUCCACUGCAUAAAUCAACUGUGAGUAUAACUUAACAAAGGCAGGAACACAAAGUCAACAGCUCUGCGUGUUUUCUACGUUAUAAUAUUAAGUCGAGUUUUAUAAUUCCCUUUGUUUGCUUGACUUUGGACAGAACGCUCUGAAGGGCAACGACAAAAUUUGAACAAAAACACCAUUUGCGCUAAUGAAAAAAACAUAAAAAUCAAGAACAAAAAAAAACACUUUUCUAUAACUUUUUUUAACAAACAAAAUAAAAAGAAGAAAACAUUUUGUAGCGAAAUUUGUGCAAUGUUUUAAAGAAAUGAACCUAUAUUGAAACCUAAAUGAAUUGCAGGCAAAAUUUAACUCUAAUCAAAUGACAGACGAAUUUUUCUAAAUCUAAAAAAAAUAGUAAAAUCUAACUGACAAUGUAAACUUUUUGAGCGGUCACUUUCCCUCGAAAGUAGGCUCUCAAGAAUUUCCAGUUUCUUGAAUGUCUAACGAUACAGAGCAUUUCCAAUUCAAAUGGGUUGCUGAAGUGCGUCAGUUGUGGCAUUGAAGGCUGGAUUCACUGAGUUUCUCGAUUUCCAAAUCAAAACUUGCAUAAAUAUUUAUCUUCGUUUGCAAAGCAGAAGGCAGUCAAAGAAAUGGAAAGCAAAAUCCAUGAAAAAACAAACUUGUUAAAAUAUGCUAAAAGUGUUUAGCAAAUUACAAUAUUUGGACAGGCAAAGAAACAAAACAAAGAACUCGCGCCUCUAUCUAUAUAUGCAGACAUAUAUAUAUACAUAUAAAUAAAGCUAUAUACAAGUUAUAUUUACGAAUAUUGUAAAAAAUUGCAACAACCGAUGAGAAAAACUAUGAGCAUUAACAAGCGAAACCAACAAGAACAUACAGAAAUUUCUUUGAAAAAAAUACACAAACAUUUUAAAAACCUCGAAACAAAAACCAAAAUUGUCGUUUUCUUUUUUAACAAUUUGUGGAUUGGCUUACAUUCUCACAGACACACCCCGCUCAAUCAUCACCAGAUAGAUAUCGCUCCAAUUCGGCCCCCAAGGAUAUGCUAUCCACUGUAUUGGAUCUUCACUUGAGAUCCAUGAGCUCCACAAGUCAAGUUGAUUUAUAGAUUAAGUACGGCCAGCGGAUCGCCAGGGAUUCCAUUGGUUGAACUGCGGCCAGCCAACGACAACUGGAACCGGAAACGGAAGCUUCCCGAUUUGAGAGAUAUUUGCCCCACACUAUAAUCCGAUAAGAAUUUAACAAGUUAUACAUUGAAUGUAUGCACUAAAACCACCUAUUAAGAGAUUUCAUCGUAAUGGAGAAAGCCUAAAAAUAUAUGUAUAGCGAAUGUGCAAGUUAUUCUUGAUGUCCAAUAUACCAUAACCAUGUGUACCUAUAAGCCAGGCAAGUAGAAGGCCCGUUCCUGCACUCACUCUCCUCAAUUUGAUUCGGAACUGCACUGAAUGUCUAUGAGAAUAACCGAUUGCCACAAGUAAUAAUGUAGCCAUACAAGUAUUUUCUUCGAAUGAACGAAUAUUUCGGUACUUAAAAUAUGGAUGUUAGUCUUGUCAUAGAUUAAAAGCGUAAAAUGCAAACGUAGGCCUUGAAUGAACUCAAAUUAUAAAUGGUAUAUACGGAUAUUAUAUGAUAUUGAUUAGAACUUAUUGCGCCUAGAAAAUAAAUAUAUGUAUAAAGUUAAGUGAUAAUUAAAGCUGGUAAAGUUUUUUUUACACAUUUA